Messenger RNA from Plasmodium cynomolgi strain B, 642 nucleotides. RefSeq lists its product as hypothetical. The transcript has a single exon. The record is from RefSeq and is a predicted model, not a curated record. Lineage: Eukaryota; Apicomplexa; Aconoidasida; Haemosporida; Plasmodiidae. The annotation marks the transcript as partial.
AUGCUUGAGACUAAAAAAUACUUAGAAGUGUUCAAUAAUGAGGAAGAUUGUAAAGAGAAAAAUUGUUGUCAAUAUAUAAACUACUUGUUAAAUUAUAUGGUGCGCAAUUAUUAUAGUUCAAAUCAAUUGAUUUUUAAUAUAUAUAAUACUUAUAUGAACCAUAAGAAUAAUAGCAACAUAAAGAAUUUCUGUUUAACGGAAAUAAAUUACUUGAAUUCCUAUAAAUAUAAUAAAAUCCAUUUGCUAUAUACUGCGUACGAGAGGUGUCAGUUUUAUAUUUCUAAUAAGAAUGCUAGUAAUUCAUGUAAUCUUGCUAAACAAUGCGAACGCGCAUAUAAUGGUAUUAUAAAUCCUAUAUAUACAAAACGUGAUGAUACUAAAUUUUGCAAAAUAUUAAAGGAUCUUAAUGAUUAUCUUAUACAGAAUGAACCCAUAUCAACAGGUGAUUGCGGUUCGAUAUUUUCAGAUUCACUUUAUUAUUAUUCUGAAUGUUAUGAACUACUCAAUAAUGCAGAAGAACUAGGUGCAUCUACGGAACAAAGAAAUGGAAGAUUGGAAGUAGCAGAAGAAAUACAAAACGUAGUUACAGGAGAAGCACCACGAGAACAGAAAUAUGAAUCAUCUGUAGUAUAUGCACCUGGG